Eurytemora carolleeae is the source of this 631-nucleotide messenger RNA. RefSeq lists its product as uncharacterized. The transcript has 8 exons. The record is from RefSeq and is a predicted model, not a curated record. The coding region runs from base 246 to 566 and encodes 106 amino acids. NCBI's taxonomy places the organism in Eukaryota, Metazoa, Arthropoda, Copepoda, Calanoida, Temoridae.
CAGACAAAGCUAUUAAGGAUACCGUUGUGAAUCGAACAUGCCACUCUCUAAAUAGAGGGUCACUUGAAAUUCGGUUUCCAAUCCCUUUCAGUGUAUUGUUUUCAGCUGAUAUCGAGUGUGAGGUAGGAUACACCUGUGAAUAUAAGUGUAACGAAGACCAAACAUUAUUUAAUAAUAAUUUGGAGAAGAAGUUUGCACAAUUCAAUCACAAGUGUUCAGAGAAGAGAAAGAUUAAGAACUGUUGUAUGCAACCUGGGGUAAAUUCUCUACACCACUAUUUAAACAAAAUGGCAGUAGUACACUUUCAACUGGGUGUCUGUGUAAACAACCCCUGUACUGCUGGAACCAGUUUGUUUGUAAACAAUGACGGGAAACCUAAAUGCUUUAAGUUGAAAGAUCGUUCGGUACUAAAGUGCACGAAUCCUUUAUCACUAGAUGAGACGAGUAGUGAACUGGAGUGUCCAUAUCUGAUACCACUUUCAAUAAAUACCAGAUCAUCCAGUAGUUGCUCAGGCGGGCAAGUAUGGAAUGUCUACAGGAAGAGAUGUGUUCGAAUAUUCAUCUAAAACUAUCUAUUUGUUAAUAUUAAAUUCAUGUAAAUAAUGUAAAUAAAUUAUUUUUCUAAUGUUGA